AUGGCGGCAUCUCUGUUCACUUACUCCUCCACCUCUCGAAGGGUAGUUCCUGCCCCAAACUCUCCUCCUCUUCCAAUUCACAUCAAGGCUACAAACAUUGUUUUCAACCCUGAUAUUCCAGAGGUUCAUCGAGGUCUUGGACUCGAUGAUUUUGUCAAUUUCUUUGCUUCCUGCCGCCUACGAUACGCAAUCAGUGAUGUUCCAUCCGAGUUCUUCCCUGAACAAGUAUGUGAGUUCUACUACACUGCAACUGUCAAUGAUGACAACAAUGCCAUCACCGGGACCAUUGGCCAUGGAAGACACUCUGUCUUCAUCACCGCAGAACUUCUCAGUGCUGCCCUAAGGUUACCUAUCUUUGAACCUUUCUCUGAACCUCCCAUUAUUGAAUGGUGUCGACGUUUGUUUGAUCAACUGGGUUAUGAUCACUCAAAGGCUGGUACUCGAUCAGCUCUUAUCUUGCGCCAAUGUAUGACCCCAGUCGUCUGCUCACUUCUUCUCAACAAAAGACUAGAUUAUGGAGCUCUAUUCUUUGAUCAGCUUGUUCAGCUUCUUCGUGCAAAUGUACGCGCUGAUCAUGUUCGGUUUCCACGCUGGAUUGCUCUUGUGUUCGACAAAUUCUUUGCUGCAGACUACUUCUCGCAUUCUGGAAAUCCCAUCCAAUUCCCUCGCAUGUCUGUUCGCAUGUAUCAAGAUGAUCCUCUGGAUACUGACAUUGGAAUCUCUGAUAGGAUGAGAGAAUGGAUUGCAAAUCCAUACUUUGUUCCUUCUCUCACCGCUGACACUGAUGAAGGAGGUACUGAUGGUAAUCAUGUAGAUCAAGCCGGUCAAGAGGAUGAACCAUAUGAUGGUGGUCAUUUCUCUCCUCAACUUUCUCAUCAUAUCGACUCAGUUGCUAAUGUUCCCUCAGCUCAACAGGAUUCACUGAGUCCGGGGGAGCAACAAUUUCAGGGGGAGCAACAAUUUCAGGAGGAGCAACUAUCCCAGGGGGAGCAUCCCUCUCCGAGGGAGAAUCCACCUCAUGGGGACCAAUAUUCUCCGUUAAUGCCUCCUAGCUCUCCAGCAGCUCCAGCUACUUCAGUUGUUCAGAUUUCGGCCUCAGCAUUUACUGAACUUCUGACACUGACUCGGGACAUGAAUCAGCGUCUUCUACGCAUUGAGGCUGAUGUUCACCAGCUAAAGGAAGUUCUCCUGAAAACUCCCCCCUCUAGUCCCCAAUCUGAUGAUGCUCAAAAAGGGGGAGAUACUGAUGAUGAUGCUGAUGCUGAUGAUAAUGCUGACCGUGAACCGAAUGAGAGAGUCACUGAACCUGUUGACAACACUCCUGUUCUGCCUGAAUCACCUGAAUCAUCAAUGCCAAUGCAUGAGUUUGACUCUGCGGGGCACAAUAGUCCAGCAGCUACUAAAAAGCUGAUUGAAGAUAGUGAGCAUGAUGAAGAUGCUGAUGAACCAGAUGAUGAAUGUCAAAUACUGGAUAUGAACUUCAUUAAUCCGCUAUCAGUCGAUCCUGGUGCUGGUCCCAUCAUUCCGGUCCAAGGAGAGGAUUCAGACGUUGCCAGUGAAGAAUCUCAUCCGCUAUCUCGAAAGCGUAAGGUAUGGAUAUUCUGA
Messenger RNA from Lactuca saligna, 1605 nucleotides. The record is from the annotation of a GenBank genome assembly. Lineage: Eukaryota; Viridiplantae; Streptophyta; Magnoliopsida; Asterales; Asteraceae.